This is a messenger RNA of Ectocarpus sp. CCAP 1310/34, 1797 nucleotides long. The record is from the annotation of a GenBank genome assembly. Lineage: Eukaryota; Phaeophyceae; Ectocarpales; Ectocarpaceae.
UUGUAUUUUUGGAGAGAUUGCGAUUCGUUGAACGAAUUGGUUGCAACACACGGCGGACGAUGGUGGGGGAGCUACCGGGCGUGGUUAGGCGCUAUGGUUGCAUGAUGUGUCAAAACGAGCGCACAACUCGUUCGCUGUGCGGACGGCUGGUGCGCCACGCGACGGGCAGCAGCCGGCGUUACCUACACGGCUGUGGCGGAGAGCUCGUUUUGGGUUGUCGACAUGACAUCGACGAAGCUCCAGUGUAAUCCCUCCGCCCCGUCUCUUCCAGUGGUCGUGCCUCUUCCGCCCCCCGCCCUUGCCGUGCAUGUUUUUGACGCUGCUGUGGAGGGCGACUCCUUGUACUGUCUUACGAUCUACCUCGUCCGGACAACCCAGCGUCUGUCUGACCCAACGGCCGAAUCGAGCAAUCAGCUUGUUCCACGAAGAGUUUGAAGGUUGCGUUUGCGCGAGGAGAAACCUACUGAUGAUGGUGUUGUUACGGCCUAUCGCUCAUCCCUCCUCCAGUAAUGGGAACGCGGGUGACCCCCGUUGUAGCGUUCGUGCGACGAGACGUCGGUCCCCUUCUGCCCAAUUUGGUGCUGAGUCCGGACGAGACUAGUACCCUUCGCGAAAACACCUUCAACCGUCAUGGAUGCUCCCUUGCCCUGCCCAAACCGCGCGCUUUCGAGACGUGGCUAGCACAAGUAGCCGUAACCUGUUACCUUGUGCUUGGACGGACUCUUCAAUAACAAAUUCAUCGCACCAGCAUUGAUUGAUUGUUACCGUGUGCACACUCAACAGCUUUUACGUGCCAACAGCAACAAACAUCAUGCAACGACUGUCGUUGGUGAAUGAUUUUUUUCACAGGUGAAGAGCGUGUUUACCCUGUCCCUGAGCGAGCUCCUAGACCCGUCGCUACGCACGAUGGAUGAGCUGUACGAGCAAGGGCAGUUCCCAGUUUUCACCGCCGGGCCUCAACGCGUGUGGGGGCUGACCGCGGUCAUUACCGACGGCGUACUUCGAAACGGCAUCGUCCCGCUGCUGCUGCUGCUGCAGCAGCAGCAGCAGCAGCAGCAGCAAGGAGACGACAGCAGCAGCAGCAGCAGCAGCAGCAGCAGCAGCAACAGUGGCAGCAGCAGCAAUAGCAAUAGCGGUGUUGGUGAUGAUGAUCGCGUUCCGGGGGACAGAGACGGAAUUGAUGAGGAGAGCCUUAGACGUUCGUCGCUCUAACUUCAAGGCAAUGAUCUAAGGGCGCGUUUGGACGCUUUUGUUUGUGCCUCCCGAACGCAACAUGUAUUAUCGUGCCUGUGUCCCCCAUCAUGAAUGCCGUCGUAGAACACCGGUUGUUCGUGGUCUAGUCUAGAAACGAAACCGCGAACAAACGUGUGUGUGCAGCGUCUUCCUGCCUGCGGCCGGACGCUCUUCGCAGUGGGGUGGUGUCGCCGAUGCUCGGGUUUCCUUGCUUCUUGAAUUGAAGUCGACGGCACAUGCAUGCCUCGCAAGGAUAAGAAAGGAGAGGCCUCAGGGAGGUAAGCCUUCGGUGUGCCUCUCAAUCAGCAUUAGUCUAAGUUCCGUACACAAACACACCGAAAUCCAGGGGAACAUAAGCAGUGGUCGCGGACGGCAGCGGCAAUCAAUGGGGCCUGCUUCAACAGGGGGUUUUGUUCAGCAAAUUUCGUUUUCUGGCGAAACCACACAUUGAUGUUCUUCACGGAUUUGUGCCUAAAAUUAAAAGUAGAUUAAUAGUCUAUUGUAGCAAUGAAUUGAGCAUUGUCAAACUGUUGGGAUUUGUAUGAAAGAACUGACUCUAUUCUA